This is a messenger RNA of Prosopis cineraria, 1336 nucleotides long. RefSeq names its product FAD synthetase 2, chloroplastic-like. Gene Ontology annotation, molecular function: FMN adenylyltransferase activity; protein C-terminal S-isoprenylcysteine carboxyl O-methyltransferase activity. NCBI's taxonomy places the organism in Eukaryota, Viridiplantae, Streptophyta, Magnoliopsida, Fabales, Fabaceae. Gene Ontology annotation, cellular component: endoplasmic reticulum. The record is from RefSeq and is a predicted model, not a curated record. Gene Ontology annotation, biological process: riboflavin biosynthetic process; C-terminal protein methylation.
UCAAGGAAGAAGCAAAUAGAGAAGGGAAGCGCAGGUUUCGGAUGCAACAGAAGUUGAGUGAAGCAGAGAGCCUCCAAUGUUGCUUGGUGGUGGCUCUCGAAUUUCACAUCAUCUCCGAGAAUGCGACCUCCGUUUCCACUUGAGCUGCAGAUUUCGUUACUACAGUUCCCAAAUUGUACAGCUUUCCUUCCCAUCGCCUCUGAAUUCUUCUCUGCCAUGUCUUGAAAAGCAAAUCAGACUGUCUUCAUCUUCGUCGUCAUCGUCAUCAUCUUGUUAUUCCAGCAUUCCAUCCGAGUCUUUUGAUUGUUUCAGCCAAAGAGAGGAUGAUCAAGAAGUUAUCUCCGAUGGAUUAUCACCAAUAGCAGGAGGAGUUGUAGCAUUGGGAAAGUUUGAUGCAUUGCACAUUGGUCAUCGAGAGCUUGCCAUUCAAGCAUCAAGGGCUGGGCCUCCAUUUCUUUUAUCAUUUGCUGGAAUGGCUGAAGUACUUGGCUGGGAACAAAGGGCUCCUGUAGUUGCCAAGUGCGACCGGAAGCGAGUGCUGUCUUCUUGGGCUCCUUAUUGUUGUAACAUGGUCCCAAAAGAGUACCAGGUUGAGUUUUCAAGGGUGAGACAUCUCAGUCCUCGUCAAUUUGUUGAGAAGCUAUCAAAAGAGCUCAGAGUUCGUGGAGUUGUUGCUGGCGAGAACUACCGAUUUGGGUAUAAAGCUGCUGGGGAUGCAUCAGAAUUGGUAAAGCUGUGUCGAUAUGGUAUGGAAGCUUACGUAAUAAAGUCUGUUAUGGACAAGAAUCAAAACCCUGCAACUUUUAGUACCAACAACCCAAAAGAGAAAGGACAGGUGUCGUCUACCCGUGUCCGGCAGGCUCUUGCUGUUGGGGAUAUGCGAUAUGUCACAGAGCUUCUAGGUCGACAACACCGUGUCGUAUUGACGGCCACUGACCCAGAAGGAUUUAGUGUUGGUAAUUUCAAGUUUUCUGCUCCUAAAUCCUGCUUGAUGAAUCUUGCACCAAAGGAAGGUUUAUAUGAGAAUUGUUAUCUUUUCCUUGAUCAAGACAGUGUAGUGCAGUGUAGAAUAGUUGUUGACACCGAGUUUGUGCAUGUAGAAGUAGCUGACUUAGGUCUGAGUGACAAUGUCAGGACUCAACAUUUUCAGUUGCUGCAAAUUGAAUUUGCUGGUUCCAGUUCUUGAUGCUGUUGAAAAUUUAGCAUUUUAUGCUCAAUUUGAUCUUAGCUAUGGUAUAGUUGUAUCAUAUUCCCAAAAUUAUUGGGAUUCAACUGCUUUAUAUGUCAUGAAGCUGAUCAAAGUAGCUAUGGUUUAAUGUUCAUCCUGUUUCUUUCA